This is a messenger RNA of Trichoderma reesei QM6a, 585 nucleotides long. RefSeq lists its product as uncharacterized. The record is from RefSeq and is a predicted model, not a curated record. NCBI's taxonomy places the organism in Eukaryota, Fungi, Ascomycota, Sordariomycetes, Hypocreales, Hypocreaceae. Gene Ontology annotation, molecular function: proton transmembrane transporter activity. Gene Ontology annotation, biological process: proton motive force-driven ATP synthesis. The coding region runs from base 1 to 585 and encodes 194 amino acids. The transcript is spliced from 5 exons.
AUGGAGCUCUUCCCAAUGGGCGUUUGUACUGUACCAGCUGGGCCGCUUUUCGGUGCGGAGAACAAGGCACAAGCAGGAUUGGGGGGGGGGCAUGAUGUCACACUAGCCCCAUCAGGCAGGGGCUGCUCUGAUUAUCUACGUACUUUCCCCCAGCAGAUGCAUGUACCUCCGUACCGGCAGCCCAGCUCACUUCCAGUUGGUGCCUCAGGCAAACCACCCCGGUCCGCUAAGCCGUUCGCAUCAACUGUGCUCGGAAAGCCUCUGUCUGGUUGGACCAAAGGAAAAAAGGCUCGUUUUCGAAAGACCUUCAACCAAGCAACUUCCGCCGACGCUCCUCGCCUUCAAUUCCUCAGCCUCUCCCCGCGCGAGUCCUUCCCGCAAACAACCGCAGUCAUGUCUUGGUUCGGCGUCGCCCCCUUCAAGAAGUUCCCGGCUCCUUUCCUGAAGCCUUACUGGCCUUUCUUCGCCGCCGGCCUGGUUAUCGCUUAUGGCGCCAACUCUGCCCAGAACGCCAUGAUGGCCUCCGACGAGUGGAAGAACGACCCUCGCAACCCCAGCGUCAAGGCCGGCAACAAGGCCCACUAA